Juglans microcarpa x Juglans regia is the source of this 641-nucleotide messenger RNA. RefSeq names its product TLC domain-containing protein At5g14285-like. The transcript is spliced from 2 exons. The record is from RefSeq and is a predicted model, not a curated record. NCBI's taxonomy places the organism in Eukaryota, Viridiplantae, Streptophyta, Magnoliopsida, Fagales, Juglandaceae. Gene Ontology annotation, cellular component: membrane. The coding region runs from base 1 to 555 and encodes 184 amino acids.
AUGCAGUCGGAGCGUAAGCGCGGGGUCACCAUAAGCCCAAAGAACCCCAGAGUCCUCAACUACAACAUCGCGUACUUCUUAAUGGACCUUCUCCAUUUCAUCGUCUUCAACCCCAGAGACCUCCUCUUUAUAGCCAACCACUUGGUGACGCUCUUCAUCUUCCUCACGAGUUGGUACCUGGUCUCUCAUGGUGCCUACGCCAUACUGGUGCUCCUCAUCCUUGCCGAGAUCACCAGCGCGUGCCAGAACACUUGGACGCUCGCGAUUGCUCGGAAGAACGACGCCGUAUUUGCUGUGAAACUAUACGAUCUCCUGUCUGCCCCCUUUUACACAGUGCAUUCGAUUGUCAGGGGUCUCGUGGUACCGUAUUUUGUGUACAAAAUGUUUGCGUUCUAUGCGAGUGGGGCAGCUAAGAGUGUGAUCCCAAAGCGAGUGCAGGUUUCUUGGAUUGUUGUAAUUCUUAUUGAUAUUUCUGUUAGUAUAUUGUGGGUUUCGAAUCUUUGGGCCGAGUUUUACAGGGAAAGAAUGGGAAAACUAGACAAGAAAAUUAGAUAGAUAGAUGUAUAUAUAGCAGUAGGAGCAAUGCUAUGUCGCCCAAGGCAGUGAAGAAGACAAACACUGUUCUUGCCUUGCUCAGUGAU